This is a messenger RNA of Beauveria bassiana ARSEF 2860, 552 nucleotides long. Its product is annotated as ADP-ribosylation factor family protein. The transcript is spliced from 4 exons. The record is from RefSeq and is a predicted model, not a curated record. Bases 1 to 552 code for a protein of 183 amino acids. Lineage: Eukaryota; Fungi; Ascomycota; Sordariomycetes; Hypocreales; Cordycipitaceae. Gene Ontology annotation, cellular component: plasma membrane; cytoplasm. Gene Ontology annotation, biological process: vesicle-mediated transport; intracellular protein transport. Gene Ontology annotation, molecular function: GTPase activity; GTP binding.
AUGGGUCUCGCUUUUUCCAAGUUGUUCGAUAAGUUGUGGGGGAAGAAGGAGAUGCGAAUUCUCAUGGUCGGUCUCGAUGCCGCCGGUAAAACCACCAUUCUCUACAAGCUCAAGCUUGGUGAGAUUGUCACUACUAUCCCUACCAUCGGCUUCAACGUCGAGACCGUCGAGUACAAGAACAUUCAGUUCACCGUCUGGGAUGUCGGUGGUCAGGACAAGAUCCGUCCCCUCUGGAGACACUACUUCCAGAACACCCAGGGUAUCAUCUUUGUCGUCGAUAGCAACGAUCGUGACCGUAUCGUUGAGGCCCGCGAAGAGCUUCAGCGCAUGCUCAACGAGGACGAGCUCCGCGACGCCAUUCUCCUGGUCUUUGCCAACAAGCAGGAUCUUCCCAACGCCAUGAACGCUGCCGAAAUCACCGACAAGCUCGGCCUUCACAGCUUGAGACAUCGCGGCUGGUACAUUCAGUCCACCUGCGCCACCUCUGGAGAUGGCCUCUACGAGGGUCUCGAGUGGCUUGCCACCACCCUCCGCAAGGCUGGCCAUCAGUAG